Cylindrotheca closterium is the source of this 534-nucleotide messenger RNA. The record is from the annotation of a GenBank genome assembly. Lineage: Eukaryota; Bacillariophyta; Bacillariophyceae; Bacillariales; Bacillariaceae.
AUGCUAGACACUAUGGGUGUUACUAUUGACCUGACUGCAGCUGGAGACCACGAGCCUACCGCUGUUCUUAUCCUCUUAAGUCAUGCACCAAUCGUUUGGUAUUCAAAGAAGCAGAAUGCUGUCGAAACAAGUUCUUUUGGAAGUGAAUUUGCUGCAUUGAAGACUGGUGCUGAAUUGGUUGAAGGUCUAGUAUACAAAUUGCAAAUGAUGGGCGUACCGAUUGAUGGCCAUUGUCAUACUCUUGUUGAUAACAACUCUGUUGUGAUGAACGCAAGUUGCCCGGAAUCUGUCUUGAAAAAGAAAAGCAAUUCUGUUGCUUAUCAUUAUGUUCGUUCAAAAUGUGCAAGUGAUCUUAUUCGGGUUGCUUGGGAAGGAACCAAAACAAAUCUUGCCAAUAUGUUGACAAAGAUUCAUACUGGUAGACAACGUGCUCGUCUGGUGGAGUUUAUUAUGUAUGAAGAAGACAAAAUUCCAAGAGUGGUACAAUCUGCGAUCAAAGCUCUGAAUGUGCUUUUUGGUCUGCCUCCACACUAA